Silurus meridionalis is the source of this 1184-nucleotide messenger RNA. RefSeq names its product high mobility group box 2a (gene hmgb2a). The coding region runs from base 173 to 811 and encodes 212 amino acids. Gene Ontology annotation, biological process: regulation of transcription by RNA polymerase II. The transcript is spliced from 5 exons. The record is from RefSeq and is a predicted model, not a curated record. Lineage: Eukaryota; Metazoa; Chordata; Actinopteri; Siluriformes; Siluridae. Gene Ontology annotation, cellular component: nucleus. Gene Ontology annotation, molecular function: DNA binding, bending.
ACCCAAUCGGAUAUCAGGCUUGACCGUGAGGGAGGAGCCUCUUGAGUGCGCUCUGGGACAAGUUUGUACGCCCUGCGCCAUAGACAAAACAGCACCUAAGAGAAAGUUGUGCUUGUACUGGACGGAGUGAAUAUUCAACAUAUACAGAAUCUUCUGAGGAAAAAAAAAAGUGAUGGGGAAGGAUCCGAACAAGCCGCGGGGGAAGACCUCGUCCUACGCCUUCUUUGUGCAGACGUGCCGCGAGGAGCACAAGAAGAAGCACCCGGACACUGCGGUCAACUUCUCCGAGUUCUCCAAGAAGUGCGCCGAGAGAUGGAAGACCAUGUCCCCUAAGGAGAAAUCAAAGUUUGAGGAUCUGGCCAAGACCGACAAGGUACGAUACGAUCGCGAGAUGAAAAACUACGUGCCACCGAAAGGCACCGUCGUAAAAGGCAAGAGGCAGAAGGACCCGAACGCACCCAAGAGACCACCAUCCGCGUUUUUCGUCUUCUGCUCUGAUCACCGGCCAAAGGUGAAAAGCGAGUACCCCGGCAUCUCAAUCGGCGACAUCGCGAAGAAGCUGGGCGAGCAGUGGUCCAAACUGACAGCCAAGGAUAAAUCGCCGUAUGAGCAGAAGGCCGGGAAACUGAAGGAGAAAUAUGAGAAGGAUGUUGCCGCAUACCGCGCCAAGGGAGCAAAGCCGGACGGUGCGAAGAAAGGUGGACCAGGGCGGCCAGCAGCCAAGAAGGUCGAAGUCACGGACGAUGAGGACGACGAUGAAGAGGACGACGACGAGGAGGACGAAGACGACGAUGAUGAUGACGACGAGUAAAAUUUUCAGGAAUUUUGUGCCGAUUCGUUUGCAAUGUGAAAAAGCGUUUCCUUUUUUUUUUUUUUUUAAUAAAUUGACUUUUUUCUCCAAAACAUGUACAGAGAUGUGUAUAGAUGAAAUACAUAUUCAGGUCAUGUACUGUUUUGUAAAUUUAACAGCUGGUUUUGUUAAGCACUGCCUCUGGUCGUUUUGUUUUUUUUCCUUCGAGCUGUGGUUUCUCUCUUGUCUUGAUGAAAUUUGUCUCCACUGGCAUUGUAAGAAAAUGAGGAACACUGAUGUGUAGUUGAAUCCUCAAAACCAUUUUUUUUUAAGACGAGCUUUUGAAAUGUUGUGUAGACGUUUUUUUAUAAUAAAAUUUUGUAUAUUAUCAUCA